Drepanopeziza brunnea f. sp. 'multigermtubi' MB_m1 is the source of this 1701-nucleotide messenger RNA. RefSeq lists its product as uncharacterized. The record is from RefSeq and is a predicted model, not a curated record. Gene Ontology annotation, cellular component: endoplasmic reticulum; membrane. Lineage: Eukaryota; Fungi; Ascomycota; Leotiomycetes; Helotiales; Drepanopezizaceae. Gene Ontology annotation, molecular function: long-chain fatty acid-CoA ligase activity.
AUGGGUUUCGAUAAUCUCAUGGCGAAGCUGGACCAAACCAUUACCAGCGUCCUCGGAGACUGGGACAUCUACUCCACGGCCAUCUUCGCGAUAGUCGUAUCAGCCUUCGUCUACCAGGUCUUGACAUCUCGCGAUCCAGAUGCGCAUCCAAUGCUACUUGCCAGGCAAUCUCAAGCUUCUCCAGUUAGACAAGAAGGGGAGUCUUCCGUCUAUCGAUCUCACUCGGCCCCUCAUGGAAUUCCGUUGAAUUCCGGGCUGAAUAUCAAAGAUCCAGGAGACUCGAAAUGGUCUCGAGGCCGAGACGGGGACUUGCGAGAUAUCUGGAGAAGGGCUGUUGCUGGUGGUCUGGAUUGGGAAGGAAAAGAGACUGGGGAAAUAGGACGUAUUCUGACUAUUCUCGGCAAAGAGAAGGUUAUUGAGCACAAUCUGGCUGACAUUACGCGUCAAAUUAACUUGAUCGGUCAAAAGAUCAAGCAAGAUGGAGGGAAGAAUGUUGCUAUCUACCUCCCAAACUCCAUCGAGUUCCUCGCAGCAGUGUUUGCAUGUGCCUUCUACGAUCUGAACGUCACUUUAGUACCAUAUAAUACACCCAUCGAAACGAUUGUGUCCUUUCUGCAUAAAUCGAAGGCGGAUACGAUCGUCGCGGCAGUCGGAUCAUUCCCAUUCGAUGCGAUAACUAAGAGUUAUCCAGCUCUUCAACAAAUCAUAUGGGUAGUCGACGAGGGGAAUAGACACAUGGACUGGAAUGAAGUCCCAACAGGCACUGGAGGAAAAAUCGAUGUUUCAACUUGGUCUGAGAUCAUCUCGGAGCAAGAACCAAGUGCAGGAACAGAGCUCCCGGCUGUUGAGCAGAAGUCUGAACCGAAGAAAGUGUUGGCAUUCUGGCCCUCCGGAGAGCUUGUCGAGUUCACCCACGCAAAUAUCAUCGCCGGAAUCGCUGGCCAACUGACUUCGGUGCCGGCCAACCAACGCAUUACCCAUGCCGACCUGUUCCUUCCAGCCGACUCUCUUUCCACGAUGUAUACGCUGGUCUUGACUCUGGCUGCUCUUUACUCCAAUGCAACUGUUGCUCUCAACUCGGUAGCUGGAGAAAGCCCCGAUCUGGCUCUGGCAACACAAGGCAUCGCGCCAACAAUGAUGGUUGCGUCCGCCAGUACCCUGGCCAGGACUCACGCGGAAACAGCAGGAAAGCUGAAUUCUUCGUUCUACGGGAUCGUUCAUUGGUUUCAAACCCGUUCUCUCGUCCAAGAAGGCGUCAUGCCCCUUGCAUCAAUAUUUUCACGCGCUUUUGAUCAUCUGCGUCCUGCCAUUGGCAAGACCCCAGGAAAGCUCCGCUUGAUCUAUGUAUCGGAGCAGGCUGGCGUGAAGCCUACUCCGUUGAGCUCUCAAGUGCUGUCAGAUCUACGGAUCUAUACUGGGUCUCGUAUCAUCUACGCUCUCACGUCCGCCAAGGUAGCUGGAGCCGUCACUCAGACCGGCCUUUAUGACUACAGGGUUGAGAACGAUCCUGGGGUUCAUUCGCAUUUUGGAGCUCCGGUGACGAGUGUCGAGGUGUUUUUCAAGGAUAACAAGGAGCACAAGACGACAGAUACGACUUCUGCUGGAGAUAUCUUUGCUCGUGGUCCAGCUGUUGCUGGAGGAGAAGCACGGUUGGGUAUCAGUGGAAAGAUCCGAGAGGACCAUACGUUGGCGCUGCUGUAA